CUCUAGCCCCGCCUCCCGGCGCUUGGAGCCGGAGUCCGCGGAAGAUGGCGGCGCCGCUCGUCCCCGUCUCUCAGCAGGUCCCCGGCGGGAAUCCAGUGUAUGACUCUUACUACAAGCAGGUGGACCCAGCCUACACAGGCAGAGUCGGGGCGAGCGAGGCAGCACUGUUCUUGAAGAAGUCGGGACUGCCAGACACCACCCUUGGGAAGAUAUGGGACCUGGCCGACCCAGAAGGUAAAGGGUUCCUGGACAAACAGGGCUUCUAUGUGGCACUGAGACUGGUAGCCUGUGCCCAGAGCGGCCAUGAGGUCACACUGAGCAACUUGAACCUGACCACACCACCACCCAAAUUCCACGACACCAGCAGCCCCCUGAUGGUCCCACCGCCUUCCACAGAGGCCCCCUGGGCAGUGCGGGUGGAAGAAAAGGCAAAAUUUGAUGGCAUUUUUGAAAGCCUGCUGCCUGUCAAGGGCCUGCUCUCUGGAGACAAGGUCAAGCCAGUCCUCAUGAACUCGAAGCUACCUCUCGAUGUCCUGGGCAGGGUCUGGGACCUCAGUGACAUUGACAAAGAUGGACACCUGGACCGAGAUGAGUUCGCUGUGGCCAUGCAUUUGGUGUACCGGGCCCUGGAAAAGGAGCCCGUGCCAUCUGUGCUGCCUCCGGCGCUCAUCCCACUGUCUAAGCGCAAGAAGCCCAUGUUCCCCGGAGCUGUGCCGGUGCUGCCUGGCAGCCCACCACCCAAGGACAGCCUGCGCUCCACCCCCUCACACGGCAGCGUCAGCAGUCUCAACAGCACGGGUAGCCUGUCCCCCAAGCACAGUCUCAAGCAGGCACAGCCUGCGGUGGCCUGGGUGGUGCCAGUGGCCGACAAGAUGCGCUUUGAUGAGAUCUUCCUGAAAACCGACCUGGACCUGGAUGGCUAUGUGAGUGGUCAGGAGGUGAAGGAGAUCUUCAUGCACUCCGGCCUCACGCAGAGCCUGCUGGCCCACAUCUGGGCGCUGGCCGACACAAGGCAGAUGGGGAAGCUAAGCAAGGACCAGUUCGCACUCGCUAUGCACCUCAUCCAGCAGAAGGUCAGUAAGGGCAUCGACCCUCCGCAGGUGCUCUCACCGGACAUGGUCCCCCCCUCGGAGCGCGGCACCCCGGUCCUGGACAGCACAAGCUCCCUGGGGCCCGGGGAGUUCACCGGGGUGAAGGAGCUGGACGAUAUCAGCCAAGAGAUCGCCCAGCUGCAGAGAGAGAAGUACUCCCUGGAGCAGGACAUCCGAGAGAAGGAGGAAGCCAUACGACAGAAGACCAGUGAGGUGCAGGAACUUCAGAACGACCUAGACCGAGAGACGAGCAGUCUGCAAGAGCUCGAGGCCCAGAAGCAGGGUGCCCAGGACCGGCUGGACGAGAUGGGCCAGCAGAAGGCCAAGCUCCGGGACAUGUUGAGUGACGUGCGGCAGAAGUGCCAGGAUGAGACGCAGACGAUUUCCUCACUGAAGACCCAGAUCCAGUCUCAGGAGUCCGACCUGAGGUCGCAGGAGGAUGACCUAAGCCGUGCCAAAUCGGAGCUGAGCCGGCUGCAACAGGAGGAGGCGCAGCUGGAGCAGAGCAUCCAGGCCGGGCGCGUGCAGCUGGAGACCAUCAUCAAGUCCCUCAAGUCCACGCAGGAUGAGAUCAGCCAGGCACGGAGCAAGCUGUCCCAGCUGCACGAGAGCCGGCUGGAUGCGCAGCGAAGCCUCGAGCAGUAUGAGCAGGCACUAGACAGCGCGGGCCUGGCUGAGCUGGCUGCCCUCAGCGAAGGUGUCGCCCUAGCAGAGAGGGGUGGCUUCGGAGCCAUGGACGACCCUUUCAAAAAUAAAGCCUUGUUAUUUAGCAACGAUGCCCAGGCCCUGCAUCCGGACCCCUUCCAGGCGGAGGACCCUUUCAAGGCUGACCCCUUCAAAGGCGCUGACCCCUUCAAAGGUGACCCGUUCCAGAGUGACCCCUUCGCGGAGCAGCAGGCAGCAGCUGUAGAUCCGUUUGGAGGAGACCCUUUCAAAGAAAGCGACCUGUUCCGAGGCUCUGCCCCUGAGGACUUCUUCAAGAAACAGACAAAGAGUGACCCGUUUACCUCAGACCCCUUCACAAAGACCUCAUCUCUCCCUUCCAAGCUCGACCCUUUCGAGUCCAGUGACCCCUUCUCCAGCGUCUCUUCCAAAGGACCAGACCCCUUCGGGACCCUGGACCCCUUCGGGAGCUGGGCCUUCAGCGGUACUGAGGGCUUUGCUGACUUCAGCCAGAUGUCCAAGGGAGCCCAGGCGUGCAGGCCCCUCCCAUGAGGUACGGAUGCCCUCGGCCGGUGCUGCCCUCAGCCGCUGCUGCCCUCCGCCAUGGGUCUGGCCAGCAGGGGCGCAGGCAUGGAUGCCGCACCGUGUGUGUAGGGCUCGGCGGGGAGACGUCCGUCCAGUGUGCACGGCUCAUGCUCUCCAGGAGGUAGCUGGGCCCUUGGUGGGGCCUGGGCGUGGGGCAGCUGUGGCUGUGGUCCCUGACCCGCCUUCCCAGCCUGGCUUGGCCAGGACCUCUGAACAGAGAUGUCCCUGCUCCAGCCACAACGCCACCCUGCAAGGAAGGGCCUCUUCCGCCUUGCCCUCGCAGGCCAUGCUGGGAUGGGGGGCCUCAGGAGGACCCGAUGCUGGAUGUGUCUGAGCUGGGCCUGCAGGGGCAACACACAGGCAGCCUACCCGGCUGCCCAGAAGCCUCCUCCUGCCCGCCAGCUGUGCUGUCCCGCCGUCCCAUACAGGUGCGGUGACCGGGAGCUGCUUGCCUGCUCCCUGCUCCCUUGCAUCCAGGGCGACUGGGGGAGGCUGGCGUCCCAGGACACUGUGCGGCUGUGCUCGGCCGGCCCCUGGGUCCCAUGGGCCACACGCUGAUUUUCAAGAACAACACUGGGGUAUAAAUAAAUGUGGAGGAAAUGAAAGUGCGCUCGGCGGGUGUUUGCUUUCUGAGCUUUCUUCUGCUUCAGGCUCACCCACGUCUCCACCUGAGAGGGUGCGGUGCCCGGCGCACCCCUGGCUUCCCCUGCCUUCCCCUGCAGCCUGGAGCCCUGCUCGCUGCUGCCCCACCCAGGCGCCCGCCCGAGAUGUUGCGAGAUAGUGCUGACCUCAACCGCACAGCCUGCUUUCAAAACACGUCCCCAAACAUGUUUUUAGAGCGCAUCGAGAACAAAAAUAAGAUUCUAACUUACAUCUUUUACUCUCUUCUCCCUACCCACACCUAAAAAAAGCCGUCAUUGAAAUGCUCAAUGCCUGUCCACCUGCUCUCCUUGCCUGCCAGCCAUUGGCACACUAGUGCUGGGUCGCUGACCUGCCCUGCACCCUGCACAGCAAGCCCCAGCCUGGGCCUGGCCCCUGCAGAGCUGCACCACAAUGCGUCAGAACGGCCUGCUCUGUCCUUUCCUCCCGAGCACCACACUCUGGCCACGAAACCCUCCUAAAACAGCACUUCUCCUCAAAGCAGCCGCAAGGGCAGUACUGUGGGCAUGGCAGGCAACAGGCCCUGACACUGGAGCGCGGCAACUCAGGGAAGGCGCGGGGCUCAUGCAGCCUCUGCCUGGCUCAGACAGCAUUGGCACCAGUGUGUCACCAGCCAUUCCCAUUUAUGGGCCCCGGCUCGGUGCACCCUUAGUGGCCCAGGUCCUGCCACUUGAUCUGAGAAAAAGAAGGAGCCUACCAGCCAGGCCAACAUGGUGCCAGCACCGGAGGAGGGCUGCGUGCUGGGGUCUCAGUCCCUCACUGGUGCCCUGUCCUCUCCCUUUUUCUCCAGCAUAGAGACCUUGCUGGUCCCCUCCCCUGGGCAGGUGUGCAUGAGGAGUCCUGAGACUUGUGGGGAGUGGACAGAACCUGGUUAAGCCAUGUGCCUGGCAUCUCCCAUACCUAUCCAUGCCACCGUGGCCAGGACCCUGGGACGAACCCCGCAUGGCCUCUGCAGAUGUGGCUCAGCUGUGGUGUGUCUUGUAAAUCGGGCACAGGAGGAGGUGGGCAAGGGUAACUGAUCACAAGCAGAAGGGCUCUCUGCGUGCGCAGAGUUGUUUAAAAAUUACAGAUCAUUUAUCUCUG
Octodon degus (degu) is the source of this 4082-nucleotide messenger RNA. RefSeq names its product epidermal growth factor receptor pathway substrate 15 like 1 (gene Eps15l1). Gene Ontology annotation, biological process: endocytosis; endosomal transport. The transcript has 22 exons. The record is from RefSeq and is a predicted model, not a curated record. NCBI's taxonomy places the organism in Eukaryota, Metazoa, Chordata, Mammalia, Rodentia, Octodontidae. Gene Ontology annotation, cellular component: plasma membrane; clathrin coat of coated pit; cytoplasm. Gene Ontology annotation, molecular function: calcium ion binding; cadherin binding. Bases 45 to 2306 code for a protein of 753 amino acids.